AUAUGUUGUUUUUUCUUCAUGUUCAAUUAUAACAUUGACUUAUUCGGUCAUUAUGGUAAUAGUUAUUAUUUUAUAAGUAUUAAUUCUAGAAUUCGAUAUAAAUUUAUUUAUAAGCAUAAGCGCAAUUUUGGGAGGGGGGCUAAAUUCCCUCAAAAUCAAUCAUAGCCCCCUCCCAAUAGUUUCUAUAUUUCCCCUUCCAUCUUUAUAUAUCUCAGGGAGCAUAAACAUACAGUAAAUACAUGCAAAUUAUAAUAGCCCUCCCCCCAAAUUUAAAACUCAAAUUGCGCCUAUGUUUAUAAGUCAUGCUAUAAUACAUAAUUUAUUAUAUUUUUAACAUACAGGUAUGUAUCUCGACAACCAAAUCGUUACCAGUUCUCAGCAUAAUUAAAAUCAUGGCUCCAUUUACAAUAGUUUCAUUUCAAUUAUUUUUACAUUGCUAUUUUUUUGGACUUAUAUACUUUAAGAAAGAAUCUGUCACUUAUGGAAUGUAUUCUUGUGAUUGGACAUCAAUGGAUUUAAAAUUUAAAAAGUUAUUACUUUUAUCAAUGCGGAUGAAUGAUGCUGACAAAUUAAUGAUUAAAGCUACGCCAACUAAAAUUAUUAAUUUAGAAUUUUUUGUUAAGGUGAUGAUAACAACCUACAACAUAGUGUCUGUAAUGGUGAAUACAUUUAAUUCGAAAAUAUGAUUUGAGCAAUAAUAAAAAAGAGCACUUUUUGUCUUUGCUCGGUUAAUUAUAGUCAUUGUUGAGUUGCAAUAUAAAUAGGACAUAGCUAUAUUGAUUCCUGGUUAACAAUUAGAAAUUAUAUUACCAUAUUAGAUUUUAUUUGUAACAGUGUUUCUAGUGUACUAAUGGGAACUAUCUCAAAACUGGUUUAAGUUUCUUAUUAAGAUUAUUGUCGAUCUUUCGAUUUUUUGUUUGUUCACCUAAUACUAUUCAUUUAUAGACAAAAUACAAAACAACUAGUAAUUUCUAGGAGUUUUUAUGUAAUAUUAUCGA
Rhopalosiphum padi (bird cherry-oat aphid) is the source of this 998-nucleotide messenger RNA. RefSeq names its product odorant receptor 2a-like. NCBI's taxonomy places the organism in Eukaryota, Metazoa, Arthropoda, Insecta, Hemiptera, Aphididae. The transcript is spliced from 3 exons. Gene Ontology annotation, cellular component: membrane. Gene Ontology annotation, biological process: sensory perception of smell. Gene Ontology annotation, molecular function: olfactory receptor activity; odorant binding. Bases 393 to 686 code for a protein of 97 amino acids. The record is from RefSeq and is a predicted model, not a curated record.